GUGGCUGCGGAGGAGGCGGGAGGACAACAUCGCGAUCUGGGGAAGCGUCGUCUGUUCGUCAGCAACCCCAAGAUGGCUCCGCACUUCCUAUCUUUCUCCAUUCCGUGGUCGAAGGCCAGGUGCAUCCCGCAAAUCCUAAGCGAACUGGAGGGCGACUCGCGCGUCCAAGCCACGCUCGAGAUGACCACGCUGGAGGAGGUUUUUUCAACCGUCGGUGAGCGCGCACAUCGCGACGAACACGAUUUGGAGUACUUUGACGGCCAGCAUGAGACCAUAUGAACUUGAAUCACAUAGUAACUACUUAUACAUAGAUGUUGCAGUUCUGUCCGUUGAUGUACCUGUAAACACUAAUUAUACUAAUAAAUUAUGAAUAGGAAUAUAUUUUCGAAUCCAAUGUAGUUGAUGAUGCACGUAGACAUAGAUCAUGGAAUGUGCUAACCGGUGUUACCCGCGGGGAACCACCAAAGCUAGUUCGCCUUAGCCACUAAGUAGUAGACUUAGCUUGCUUGUACAACAUCGAUUAGUUUUCAUUUUGUUCAAUCAGGUUUGUGUUAAAACCUAGCAGCCGGCCGCUUCCUCCAAAAGAUGCGAGUCCGCGUUUAUGUGAGUGACGGUGACCACAUGUUUUGAUCUUAGAGAAUGGCUCUACUAAGAAUUUCUGCUGAAUACUGUUUGAUAUGACGUUGAUGAAACAGAAAUUUUUACAACAAUCUUAUUCAUUUAAGUUUAAUUAUUUCUAAGAGCAAGAACUUCUGCGGAAGGUGAAGCUAAAGGCAACGCGAAGAAAACCACGGAGACAAGCGAUACAGAAAUUGAAAUGUGCGACGAAGAUCCAGCGAUGUCUAGCGGCGUGGUGCGCCUGCGCCCUCGGUGCUUGGGUUUUUGUGGUCAAUUUUGCGCUCUUUGGAAGUUUCGCUUAGGCGAGCAGUUACUGCCUGACAAACGAACCUAUGUCACAGUUCUGCUUUUUCAUGGUCUUGUGCUCGUGAUUGUCUUGGUCUUCAACAAGAUGAAUCAGGAGCCCGUGAAGGGGCAGCCUUUCUCGGGUGUGCAGUUCUUUGCUUCCGUAGUUUCGGUGGGCAUCGGCGCGGUGCUUUUUCCUGCAGUACUCCAGCUGGCGGGAUUGGAUACGACUGCCGAUUUGCUUGGCCGCGAGCGCGAAGACGGUAUCUUUCAGCAUUUAUUGAUGCACGGGUUGUCCCCCGCUGCCUACCACUGUGCCAACUUCUGCAGUUUCCUCUUGUCGCCAGUUCUCUUCGUUUGGGUUCCGUUCCUGAUUAUGUUACUCACCCUGGUCGAGGUUUUUCAGGAACAAGCGAUGCCAGCUGUGUUGCUGAUCUUUCUCAGCAUGAUUCCAGCGACAAAUAUGUGGGCGAUGUUGUUCGGUAAAAUCAUAUCCAGAGGUGGGCGCGACAUUCUGGCAAUAUUGGGAUUUUC
Molecule: messenger RNA, 1437 nt
Organism: Amoebophrya sp. A25
Lineage: Eukaryota; Dinophyceae; Syndiniales; Amoebophryaceae
Source: the annotation of a GenBank genome assembly